AUGGAGGACGAGGAAGGGCCUGGGUGUGGCAAGGCUGACUUUGUGCUCCUGGACCAGGUGACCAUGGAGGACUUCAUGAAGAACCUGCAGCUCAGGUUCGAGAAGGGUCGCAUCUACACCUACAUCGGCGAGGUGCUGGUGUCCGUGAACCCCUACCAGGAGCUGCCCCUGUAUGGGCCUGAGACCAUCGCCAAGUACCAGGGCCGUGAGCUGUACGAACGACCGCCCCACCUCUAUGCCGUGGCCAACGCCGCCUACAAGGCCAUGAAGCAACGGUCCAGGGACACCUGCAUCGUCAUCUCGGGCGAGAGUGGCGCGGGCAAGACGGAAGCCAGCAAGCACAUCAUGCAGUACAUCGCCGCCGUCACCAACCCCAGCCAGAGGGCCGAGGUGCAGAGAGUCAAGGACGUGCUGCUCAAGUCCACCUGCGUGCUGGAGGCCUUCGGCAAUGCCCGCACCAACCGCAACCACAACUCGAGCCGCUUCGGCAAGUACAUGGACAUCAACUUCGACUUCAAGGGGGACCCCAUCGGGGGGCACAUCCACAGUUACCUGCUGGAGAAGUCUCGGGUCCUCAAGCAGCACGUGGGCGAAAGGAACUUCCACGCCUUCUACCAGCUGCUGAGGGGCAGUGUGGACCAGGAGCUGCAGGGGCUGCACCUGGAGAGGAACCCAGCUCUGUAUAACUUCACGCGCCAGGGAGCCGGGCUCAGCAUGGGCGCCUUGGACAGCGAUGAAGGGAGCCACCGGGCGGUGACAGAGGCCAUGAGGGUCAUCGGCUUCAGCGCUGAGGAGGUGGGCUCUGUCCAUCGCAUCCUGGCGGCCAUCCUGCACCUGGGAAACAUCGAGUUCGUGGAGACACAGCAGAACGGCCAGCAGCAGGGGGGUCUGGCAGUGGCCGAGGAGUCCCUGGUGGCCCACGUGGCCGAGCUGACAGCCACCCCCCGGGACCUGGUGCUGCGCUCCCUGCUGGCCCGCACGGUGGCCUCUGGAGGCCGGGAGCUCAUAGAAAAGGGCCACACGGUGGCCGAGGCCAGCUACGCGCGAGACGCCUGUGCCAAGGCUGUCUACCAGCGGCUGUUUGAGUGGGUGGUCAACAAGAUCAACGGCGUCAUGGAGACCGGGGACCGGGACCCACGGCGCGACGGCAAGGACACAGUCAUCGGCGUGCUGGACAUCUAUGGCUUCGAGGUGUUCGCUGUCAACAGCUUCGAGCAGUUCUGCAUCAACUAUUGCAACGAGAAGCUGCAGCAGCUCUUCAUCCAGCUCGUGCUGAAGCAGGAGCAGGAGGAGUACGAGCGCGAGGGCAUCGCCUGGCAGAGCGUGGAGUACUUCAACAACGCCAGCAUUGUGGAGCUGGUGGAGCGGCCCCACCGAGGCAUCCUGGCCGUGCUGGACGAGGCCUGCAGCACCGCAGGCCCCAUCACUGACCACAUCUUCCUGCAGACGCUGGACACACACCACCGCCACCACCCGCACUACAGCAGCCGCCAGCUCUGCCCCACAGACAAGACCAUGGAGUUUGGCCGAGACUUCCGGAUCAAGCACUACGCAGGGGACGUCACGUACUCCGCCGAGGGCUUCAUUGACAAGAACCGAGACACCCUCUUCCAGGACAUCAAGCGGCUGCUGUACAACAGUGGAGACCCCACCCUGCGAGCCAUGUGGCCGGAUGGGCAGCAGGACAUCACAGAGGUGACCAAGCGCCCCCUAACGGCCGGCACGCUCUUCAAGAACUCCAUGGUGGCCCUGGUGGAGAACCUGGCCUCCAAGGAGCCCUUCUACGUCCGCUGCAUCAAGCCCAAUGAGGACAAGGUGGCCGGGAGGCUGGACGAAGAGCACUGCCGCCACCAGGUGGCCUACCUGGGGCUGCUGGAGAACGUGAGGGUGCGCAGGGCCGGCUUCGCCUCCCGCCAGCCCUACUCCCGCUUCCUGCUCAGGUACAAGAUGACCUGUGAGUACACGUGGCCCAACCACCUGCUGGGCUCCGACAAGGCGGCCGUGAGCGCCCUGGUGGAGCAGCACGGGCUGCAGGGGGACGUGGCCUUCGGCCACAGCAAGCUGUUCAUCCGCUCGCCGCAGACGCUGGUGGCCCUGGAGCAGAGCCGAGCCCGCCUCAUCCCCAUCAUUGUAUUGCUGCUGCAGAAGGCCUGGCGGGGCACCCUAGCCAGGUGGCGCUGCCGCCGGCUGCGUGCCAUCUACACCAUCAUGCGCUGGUUCCGGAGGCACAAGGUGCGCGCCCACCUGGCAGAGCUGCAGCGGCGGUUCCAGGCCGCUCGGCAGCCCCCGCUUUAUGGCCGUGACAUCGUGUGGCCCCCGCCUCCUGCCGUGCUACAGCCUUUCCAGGACACCUGCCACGCUCUCUUCUGCAGGUGGCGGGCCCGGCAGCUGGUGAAGAACAUCCCCCCUUCAGACAUGGCUCAGAUCAAGGCCAAGGUGGCCGCCAUGGGAGCCCUGCAGGGCCUGCGGCAGGACUGGGGCUGCCGGCGGGCCUGGGCCCGAGACUACUUGUCCUCGGCCACCGACAACCCCACAGCCUCGGGCCUGUUUGCACAGCAGCUGAAGGCCCUGCGGGACAAGGACGGCUUUGUGGCUGUGCUCUUCUCCAGCCACGUGCGCAAGGUGAACCGCUUCCGCAAGUGCCGGGACCGGGCCCUCCUGCUCACAGACCGGCAUCUCUACAAGCUGGACCCCAGCCGCCAGUACCGGGUGAUGCGGGCAGUGCCCCUGGAGGCGGUGACGGGGCUGAGCGUGACCAGUGGGCUGGACCAGCUGGUGGUGGUGCAUGCCCGGGGCCAGGAUGACCUCGUGGUGUGUCUGCACCGCUCCCAGCCUCCGCUGGACAACCGCAUCGGGGAGCUAGUGGGUGUGCUGGCCGCACACUGCCAGGGGGAGGGCCGGGCCCUGGAGAUCCGUGUCUCCGACUGCAUCCCGCUGAGCCAGCGCGGGCCCCGGCGCCUCGUGUCGGUGGAGGCCAGCCCGGAGCAGCAGGAGCCAGAUUUCCGCUGUAGCCGUGGCGCCUUUACCCUCCUGUGGCCAAGCCGCUGACUGCGGUAUCCCAGCCUUGCCCUUGCCCUUGGCCACGCCAAGGACUGCCCCCUCCCCCCUGAGCACUGCACAAU
Messenger RNA from Lepus europaeus (European hare), 3122 nucleotides. It is a transcript of the gene MYO1G, whose product is annotated as myosin IG. Gene Ontology annotation, biological process: actin filament organization; vesicle transport along actin filament. Bases 1 to 3048 code for a protein of 1015 amino acids. The record is from RefSeq and is a predicted model, not a curated record. Gene Ontology annotation, cellular component: cytoplasm; vesicle; actin cytoskeleton. The transcript has 22 exons. Gene Ontology annotation, molecular function: ATP binding; actin filament binding; microfilament motor activity. NCBI's taxonomy places the organism in Eukaryota, Metazoa, Chordata, Mammalia, Lagomorpha, Leporidae.